AUGGCAAGUCUACAUCCACCAGAAGUUCCAUUUAGCAAGGACCUUACCCUUCUCCAUUCUCAUCGCAGCCACACACAAACAGCUAAAGGUUUUCCGGCAAGAAUGGCUUCUAUGGCAGCAGCGUCCUCCCUCGGUGUGUCGGAAAUGCUUGGAAACCCGCUCAACUUUUCCGGUACAUCCAAGACGGCUCCUUCGGCUUCCAGUCCUGCCACCUUUAAGACCGUCGCCCUUUUCCAAAAGAAGAAACCGGCACCCAAGGCUAAGCCCGUUGCGGUCACCCCAGCUUCCGACGAGCUCGCCAAGUGGUACGGUCCCGAGAGAAGAAUCUUCUUGCCGGAAGGUCUUUUGGACCGAUCGGAGAUCCCCGAGUACCUCAACGGGGAAGUCGCCGGAGAUUACGGUUAUGAUCCUUUUGGACUUGGCAAGAAACCAGAAGACUUUGCCAAAUACCAAGCGUUCGAGCUUAUUCAUGCACGAUGGGCUAUGUUGGGUGCUGCCGGUUGCAUCAUUCCUGAGGCCUUCAACAAAUACGGUGCUAACUGUGGCCCUGAAGCUGUGUGGUUCAAGACCGGUGCUUUACUACUUGACGGAAACACUUUGAAUUACUUCGGGAAGAACAUUCCCAUUAACCUGGUCCUCGCUGUCGUUGCGGAGGUUGUUCUUGUUGGUGGUGCAGAAUACUACAGAAUCACCAAUGGCUUGGAUUUAGAGGACAAGCUACACCCUGGUGGGCCAUUUGACCCAUUGGGAUUGGCUAAAGAUCCAGACCAGUUUGCAUUGUUAAAGGGUCCUGUUGAAAACCUAGCAUCGCACUUGAGCGAUCCCUUUGGAAACAACAUACUAACCGUCAUUUCUGGAAACAUUGAACGAACCCCAACCCUGUAA
Messenger RNA from Lactuca virosa, 885 nucleotides. Lineage: Eukaryota; Viridiplantae; Streptophyta; Magnoliopsida; Asterales; Asteraceae. The record is from the annotation of a GenBank genome assembly.